Entamoeba dispar SAW760 is the source of this 1629-nucleotide messenger RNA. Its product is annotated as vacuolar protein sorting-associated protein, putative. The record is from RefSeq and is a predicted model, not a curated record. The transcript has 3 exons. Gene Ontology annotation, cellular component: Golgi membrane. Gene Ontology annotation, biological process: intracellular protein transport; vesicle-mediated transport. The coding region runs from base 1 to 1629 and encodes 542 amino acids. NCBI's taxonomy places the organism in Eukaryota, Evosea, Mastigamoebida, Endamoebidae.
AUGGACUAUGAUAUUUUGAAAACUCAACAAGAAUAUCUUAAUCAUGCACUAACAUAUUACACUGGAUUAAAAGCACUUGUAUUAGAUAGUAUCACAACUUCUAUCGUCAGUCAUUUAUAUUCUAUGAUGGAUGUUACCCAAAAAGAAAUUUAUAUUAUUACAAAUAUUGCAGACAAAACAAGAGAACCACUAUACUAUGCAACUGCUAUUUGUGUAUUGCACCCUUCUAAAUUUAUUAUUGAUCGUUUAGUUGAGGAAUUAAAAGUACCAAAAUAUAAACAAUACUAUAUAUUUUUUACAUCUCCAAUUAAUGAAAGUAUUAUUGAAACAUUAGCUGAGGCAGAUGUUCACGAAAUCGUUCAAAGCGUUCAAGAGCUUUAUAUGGACUGUUGUUCAAUAACUUCAAAUCUUUUUUCAUUAUGUUUUAAAGGGAGUGAGUCUGAUGAAAUUACAGUAGAACGAUCUGUUGAAGCAUUGAUGUCAAUUCUCAUUUCUCAAAAAGAAAAUCCAGUGAUUCGAUAUCAAACCAAUGGAUCUACAUUACCUCAGAACAUUGCAUAUAAAAUUAGUCAACGUAUUCAGUCUUCUUUGACUGUUCAAGAUGGAUUAAUUCCUAUACAACCAACGUCAACAACUUUAUUAAUUCUUCAUCGGUCAUUUGAUUGUGCAACUCCAUUAUUGAUACAAUGGACAUAUCAAGCAAUGAUUCAUGAAUUUUUAGGAAUAAAUAGUAAUUUAGUAGAACUACCAACAGGAAAAGUUGAGUUUGCCUUUCCAAAUGAUCCUUUUUAUAGACAAAUGCAUCAAAGAAUGUUUGUUGAAGUAACUGAUGAAAUUCAAACUCGAUUAAAUCAGUUUAAUUCAAGUAAAGAAGAAAAAUUAAAACUUGACACUAUGGAUGAAAUGCAAAAGGCAAUUGAUGCUAUUCCUGAGUUAGUUAAAGAAAAAGAAAGUCUUACUAAACAUACGUCAAUUCUUAGUGCAGCAUUAGCUAUUAACAAACAAAAAAAAGGUUUACAAUUGAGUGAGUUUGAACAAGCAUUAGUAGUUAAUAAUGCAUUAAGUUCUUCAUUAGCUGAGUUAAGUAAUAUCAUUAAUGAUAACACAAUUCCAUAUAAUGAUAGAUUAAAAGAAGCUGUUUUAUUUGCUUAUCGAUUCCCUCAAAAAGCUGAAGAUGUUAGAUCAAUGCUACAACUACAAAAAUUUAAAUUAGAAGACUCUCAAUUGAUUAAAUCAAUUAUUGCUUAUGGACAGAACCCACCAUUAAAAGUAUUUCCUGAUGAAACUGGAUUAAAAAAGUUUGUUAAAAAAAUAGUUAAAGGAAGUGGGGGAGUAGAGAAUGUAUAUACCCAACACAGACCAUUAUUAGAAAGUAUUGCUAGAAAUAUUUUAUAUAAUAAGGAAGAUCUUAAAAAAUGUUUUCCUGGAUUUGGAGAUAUUCAUAAAAUUAAUCAAAAUUUGAUUAUCUAUAUUGUUGGUGGUAUUACAUUUGAAGAAAAUGUUGCUAUUCAAGAAAUCAAAAAAAAUUAUUCAGAUCAAGGGUUAGUUCCACCAAAGAUAUUAAUUGGAGGUACAGAUGUUUUGAAUAGUACUAAAUUCUUAAAUAUGUUAAGACCUAAACAAAAAUAA